Messenger RNA from Myxocyprinus asiaticus (Chinese sucker), 5484 nucleotides. RefSeq names its product TOG array regulator of axonemal microtubules protein 1. The transcript is spliced from 23 exons. Gene Ontology annotation, molecular function: microtubule binding. NCBI's taxonomy places the organism in Eukaryota, Metazoa, Chordata, Actinopteri, Cypriniformes, Catostomidae. Gene Ontology annotation, cellular component: cytoplasmic microtubule; cilium. The record is from RefSeq and is a predicted model, not a curated record. The coding region runs from base 327 to 4622 and encodes 1431 amino acids. Gene Ontology annotation, biological process: microtubule cytoskeleton organization.
GUUCAGUGUUGUGAUGGAAGCAGCGACAAAAAUCACAAUCAGACAGAAAAAACAGCGAAAACCAGAUCAGAACGAGACCAGAUCGGAACGAGACCAGAUCAGAACGAGACCAGAUCACAGCCGAGAAACCAAACUCAGAGAAUCAGACGAAAUCUGGACGAGGAUCGAUCGGACUCGUUUUCAUCUGUAAUAACAGGUCUGUAGCUGCUGUCACACAUGUACAUCACAAUCCGAUCAUGUGAUGACUUCACAUCCCUCAUCAACAUGACACAUCUCCAUACAUCAGUACCGUCGCUCUGACCGGACUCCAAGCAGCAUAAUCCGUGAUGAUUUAUGGAUUAAUACCUCAGGAGUUACACGAACAGCUCCUGGACCACCAGAACUAUCAGAACCGCACCAAUGGGGUAGAGGAGCUGAAGAACAUCCUCCUGGAGCUGGACCCGAACCAGGUGUCCUCAAGCAGUAUUGUGGAAUUCAUCCAGUUCCUACGGAAACUUCUGGAUGAUAACAACUUCAAAGUUUUGUACGGCACUUUACAGGUUAUAAACCUGCUGAUCGAGAAACUUGACUACAACGUGGACAGAUAUUACAAGGAGAUAAUUUCUGUGACUCUGAAAACUCUGGGUGAUUCACGUAACGUCACCCGACAUGAAUACAUGAAUGUUUUCAGGCAGCUCACGAGGAUUGUGGGGCCUCAGAGAGUGUUGGAUCUCGUGAUUGGUCAGCUCAGGCACAAAAACUCCAGGGUUCGAGAAGACGUUCUGAACAUCAUCACCGCAGCGAUGCUCACACACCCCCGCAAGGACUUCAACAUCGGCGGUCUGUGUUUUGAAGUGGCUCCUUGCCUCGCCGACAGUAAGAAGAAGGUGCGACACGCAGCUCUCGAGCUGUUUGCCGUGUUCGAUUAUUGUCUGGACACGGGGAAGAAACAGCCCCUCAUGAAGGCCAUCGACAGAGUGGAGCUCACAGGAGAUGCUGAAGGGCUCAUGGCCGCCGUACAGGCGCGGAGAGCGCGACACAUCCUCCCGAGGCUGUCCGCUGACGGGAUGGUGGAAUACGCCCUUGUUAUUCCUAAACCCGGUCAGAGACGGUUACCUCAGUUCGGCUCCGGAGCGGAUCUAGACUGGGUUCUGAAUGGAGGUAGAGUUCAUAGUUCACACGGUCUCCAGAUGAGCAGAGAAUCGGAUCAGAUGUGCGGUUACGGAAGUCUGGGAUCCCUCACGGAUAAUGUUCCUUCUCAGAGGAGAAUCGUGAGCGCAGGGAAAGGGAAAAAUAAACUGCCCUGGGAGAAAUCGGCCCUCACUUCCUCUGUGGAGCGUCAGACCAGCAGCUCAGCUAACGGGAAGUCACCUGAUCAGGUGUGCAGUGAAGAUCUGUCAACAUCAGUUAGAACGAGUCAGGACACUGCUGCUAAACACAGUUCUUCAGAACAUCUGCAGCUUCAGUCUCCUGGCAGAUCACGGCGCUCUUCAGGUCGCCAGCGCCGCAGUGGAAGUUUAGAUUUGGAUCCAGACAUUUUCAAAACAGCCAAUCACGCAGAGUCUGAGAAAGGUUUGCCCAAGUCGAGUCGUUUGGUGUCGUGUAACCCCAGUGUGGAGCGAACGUUCUCUCUUCCCUCAAACUCCACUCCCCCGGGGUGUUUCCUGCUGCCCUCGUACCCUUUGACCCCUCUGACAGGUAGUCUGCUGACCACGACAUUACCUCGCAGAAAUCACACGGACUCGUCGCUGUCUAUGUCCAACACCUGGCCAAACAAGCGUGACAUCAGUCCUCAUCGCAAGAGAGACGUUGUUGGUGAUGUGAGCUCCAGUAAACGAUCUCCUCUUCCUCCUCGUUCCUCACGGGUGAGUCAGUCUUCAUCUGUCCAUCAGAGCAGAGACACAGCGGCACCCGUCUCGCCACGACCUCCUGACUCCCACAGGCACCCAGACAGACACCUGCAGCUGGAACUGUCUCACACGGAGGACGAACCACUCGACAGGGAGGAGAUGUUGAACUCAUUGCGCUCGCUGCGGAACAGCGCAGCUAAGAAGCGGGCUAAAGUCAGUGUGAGCGGGUCUGAACCGGAUCCAGACAGUCCAGAUUCUGCAGUGAAGCUCGAACUGGUUCCAGAUUCUCCUGAUCAAACGUCUCCGUCCAUCACCAGUCCUCUGAGUGAGAGCGGUCUGAGCAGUCUGUACUCGCCUCCGACACCCAACCACAACAAGAACAGCCCUGAGAACUCUGCUGCAAAUACUCAUAUGGCACGAGUUACGUCAGGAAGACACACGACACCAUCUGCAGUCGACCCCAGUGCUUCAGGUGUCCCACAGCAGGAUAAAUGUGUGAGUGUGGUGGGUCAGAGACUCGUUUACACAAAUAGACCGUUCGAUCAGGAUGAGGAGAGACACAGAGAGAUGACAUCGUCACCUCAGAUCAGACCGGCCGGCCGCGAGCCGCUCCGCGCGAUCAGACCUGCUAAAGGGUCUCAGCAGCACAUGUCAAAGUCGUGCAGCACUCGUGACAUGUCAGAGGGAGUGAUCGGACGAGGAGUGUUUGGUUCCGCCGUUCUGCCCAGUCGCCCCAGUGUAUCAGCGUCUCCUGAACAGGGCGACUCAGCCAAUAAAACCCCCCGUGAGCCGCCGUCAGCAGUGUACGGUCACGCGUUCAACGGCGGACACAUGGACUCUGAUGACAGCACUGAACCAGAUGACACACUGGAGCGGGUGAAGCUGUCUAAGUUUGCUUGUGAUAAGAUGCAUCAGCGUCGUCAAGAGCAACAGGACACAUCAGCUGCUCAGGAGCCAAUGAGACGGCAUCUGACACACACACUCACUGAUGAUGUGGACUGUGUGAAAGACAUGACAUUAAACGGUUCGCUGUCAGAUGAAUCCAGACCGACCGGAACCCAGAAUCCAAUUAAAAGUUUGAGCCCCGCCCAUCAGCCCGCCCCUCCGACCAUCCCACCCCAUAGAAACACAACGCCACGAGUGAGACGAGCUGCUAGUCUGAACCGAACCCGAGUGUCUGCAUCCCACAGCUCUGAUGAGUUGAUUCCCGGGACACCUAAAAAAGACCCUGAGGAUCAGACUGAGCUGCGGCCCUUCUCCAAACCUGAACUGGCCCUCACACAGAGCUUCAGACUGAUCAACACUGAUGACUGGGAGAAGAAGAUUGAAGGAAUGAACUUCCUGCGGAGUUUAGCCCAGUAUCAUCCUGAUGUUCUUCAAAGCAGAACUCAUGAUGUGUGUGUCGUGUUGAUUAAGGAGGUUCGUAACCUGCGUUCUGGAGUGUCUCGUGUUGCCGUGGUGACGGUGGGUGAGAUGUUUGGAGUGCUGCAGAAGGGAAUGGAUCAGGAGCUUGAGGGAUUGGUUCGAGCUCUGCUGUAUAAAGCUGGAGAAUCCAACGCCUUCAUCAGACAGGAUGUAGAUAAAGCAUUGGACAGUAUGGUGCACAACUGCACACUCACACGCAGCAUGAACGCACUGCUCACCGGAGGACUGAGUCACCUGAACUCAGUUGUUCGUAAGUGCACCGCGCGGCAUCUGAGCUCUCUGGUGGAGAAGGCAGGAGCCGCUCGCAUGCUGUCUGGAGCAAAAGAUCUCACCGAACGCAUUCUACCUGCCAUCUCAAAGCUGGCGCAGGACUCGUCACAAGAGGCCAGGUACUUUGGUCGUCGGAUGCUUCUGUUUUUAUCAUCUCACCGUGACUUUGAUAAAAUGAUGGAGAAGUUCAUCCCUCCUAAAGAUCUGCCGACCAUCAGAGACACCGUCUUCACUCUCAACACCAAGGGUUUGGGUGAGAUUCCUCAGGACGUCCCGUCAGCACGCGGCAGGAGGUCUCUCCCGGGCAGUGGACUCAUGCGCACCUCGUCCCUCACUCGUGAACCUCUCGUGACCAACAGGGAUUGUGGUCAGUCGCUGAUUAAAGCCGUUCACAGUUUCACAGACAGAAGCGACUACAUCAAACAGCUGAAGGAUCUGCUCAACUCAAAGGACUUCAGAGAGAGAAUGAAGGGCAUCGAUCAGCUGGUGUGUGACUGCGAGCAGAACCCGUCUCUGGUCAUCAGCAGCAUGUUCCCGGUGUUUGACGCGCUGAAAGCUCGUCUGCAGGAAUCGAACAGUAAAGUGAACCUGCGAGUGCUGGAGGCGUUACAGAAGAUCAUCAGUUUACUGAAAGAUCACGUGACUCAAGUGCUUAACAUCAUCAUACCUGCGAUAGUGGACAAUCACCUCAACUCCAAAAAUAACGCCAUCUACACUGCGGCACUGGCAGCCGUUCAAGCGCUCAUCGAUAACAUAGACAACAGUCUUCUCCUGCAGCCCUUCUGCUCAAAGGCUCAAUAUCUGAGCGGGAAAGCAAAGCUCGAUCUCAUUGAGAAAGUUGCAGAGUUGGUGAUGGAGCUUCACCCGUGCCGACCGCAGCUGGUGGAGCAGAAGGUUCUUCCUCUCUUGUGGCAUCUGCUCAGUCGCUCCAGUAACAGCGGCACUGCUCACAGCCGCGCCGGCAACCUGAAGGCGGCUACCGCUAAACUGUGCAAAGCUUUACACGCGCACAUGGGCCAAACGCUGGUGGAGUGCGCCGCGUCGCAAAACGCAAGCAUUCAGUGCGACUUGAAUGAGCUGCUGAGGAGCCUGGCAUGAGACCACCGAACACAAACACACACUUUCUACUGGAAUAUCCAGAAUAUAGAGAGUUCCUGCAUUCCCCCCAGUGCCUGGACUUUGUGUCUUUUCUAAAACAGAACAUUUUUAAACAAAUUCUAACACUAUUAUUAAAGGAAGGAAGUCCUUCACAACAAAUACUGUUUCUUGGUGAAAUGUUUUUAAUGCAGAUUUGAUCUGUUGGCAUCAGGUUGGACAGUUAACGCUUAUUUUGCACUUUCACGAUCAUCGUAACACUAUCGUCAUGGUGACUAGAGCUCUAUAUUGUUGUCGCUCUUAUUUUCUGUCGGAUUGUGAGUUUGAAAUAUUGGCAGCACUACACAAUGAAACAUUUGAAAUGCACAAUAAUAAUACAGAUGUUUGUUUUGUAACGUGUGCUCUGUAACAAGAGAUGUGUUGUUAUUAUCAAACUUUGUGCAAGAUUUACAGGAGUCUUUUGUACUGUAUAAUAGCACAGUAUUAGCAGUAUGUAUACUGUAUGUGGUUGCAGUAUAUAUUGUAUCUUUUGUGGAUAUUUUGGCAUAUCUGUAAUGACUUAAUAAUUAAGUGAUGAUGGCCUGUUUUAAGUGGGACCCUUCCUGGUUUUAUUUGCAUGAUCAAAUUGAUUGGUGUGGUUUAAAAAGAGAAAAAAAUCACCAAUAUUUGUCUAGGUUGUAUUUUCGUACAGAAAGAUGCCUCUAUCAGCUGUCGAUGUGAAGCAGUUGUAUUUUUGUGAAUGUGAAGCUUUAUGAUAAUAAUAAUAAUAUGAAUACAGGUGAAUUCGUGUCCAGCUGUAGUUGUCUGUUUAGUGCCAGUCAUUCUUCAACAGCCUUUAUGAGAUUUCACAUUAAAUUAUAUAAAA